Xyrichtys novacula (pearly razorfish) is the source of this 5759-nucleotide messenger RNA. The record is from the annotation of a GenBank genome assembly. Lineage: Eukaryota; Metazoa; Chordata; Actinopteri; Labriformes; Labridae.
AUGGCAUCUUCAUAUGCUGCUGCUAUGGCAGCUCUGAUUACCGCCAGCUCUUCGAAUCUGCGUAUCCAACCCAGCCCUUCACAGUCCCAUAAGUCGGGAAAGCGUCCUAAACAGCUUCCCCCGCCUGGCAAAGCUGCCAGCUGCUCCACAUCUGCACAGAAACACCCUCAGUCACUUGAGCCUGUUGGAUCCUAUGACGAGCAGCAGGAAAACCCUGAAGACUAUGACAUAGGUAAUUACCACUCCAACACCAAACUUCACGCACACAUUGAAGUCUUUUAUCUUUGAUCCAGGUUGUACAUUGUGUUACAGGUGGUUACUAUCAUGUUGAGAUUGGAGAGAUUUUUGUUGACCGUUACCAAGUGGUUAAAAAGUUGGGAUGGGGUCACUUCUCUACUGUAUGGCUUUGCUGGGAUAUGGUGUAAGUACAGUUUUUGUCCUUUGACUAUUCUACUGAUGCAAUAAUUUAAUACCACAAAAGAAGAUUAGGGCCACAAGAAGAGAAAAAAUGAUUACAAGGGGGAGAUUUUUAAAUUUUUCAUUUCGACAUAAGAGUUAAAAUUUCGAGACUAAAGUCGAAAUUUAAAAAAGUCAAAAUUUUGACUUUAUUCAUGUCAACAGUAAUCUUGAAAUUUUAACUUAAAUGUCAAAAUGCAUAUGUUUUGAUCGCAAAAAUUCAACAUUAUUCAUGACAUUUUGCAAUCUUGAAAUUUUGACAUGAAUCUCAACAUUUCGACUUAAAUGUCAAAAUGUAAAUGUUUUGAAUUUCAACAUUAUUCAUGACUUUUCGUAAUCUCAAAACUUUAAAAAAAUUUGGACUUCAUUGACAUAAUUUCGCUUUUUGUAAUGUUGAAAUUUUGACUUGAAUCUCCUUCCUGUAAUUUUUUUUUUCUUUAUGUGGCCCUUAUCCUCUUUUGUAUAAUACAGUGAUGAUACUAUAAACAUAAAAGUAGCUAACCAGCGUAAUUGUCUGCAUGCAGGGAGAGGCGUUUUGUGGCUCUGAAGGUGGUGAAGAGUGCUCAAACAUUCACAGAGACGGCUCUGGAUGAGAUCAAACUUCUAAAAUGUGUCAGUGUGGCCACAUUGCUUUUAAUCAGUUUGUAUACACAAUAAUCUUUGUAGUUUUUUACUACGUACAAAUAGUAUCUGAAUGGAGUGUCGACACUAAUUAUGGAAAAGUGACUGUUCACACAGUAGUAGUUGUAGAGCAGGAGGAGUCAAGAAUAAGUAAGAUGCUAACUGUGACAUAAAAAUCUCCAAUAAGAAGUGUAACCUAGGACUGUCGUAUAACAGAUGAUGACUAGAUAUUGCACUGGACCAACAUUUAGCAUGAUGUCUUGAAUCAUCCAGUUUAAAUCAUGGUUAUUGGUUUCUGCAGUGACUGUUUCAUAUUUUGGAUCCUUAAGUAAAUCCACUCUGUGAUCGGCAGGUACGGGACAGUGACCCCAAAGAUUCAAAGCGUGAGAGAGUUGUGCAUCUCAUUGAUGACUUCAGGAUCACCGGAGUCAAUGGAGAGCGUAUCCUUACGUUAUGUCUUGCUCUAUAUUUAGAAGAUGUAUCUGAGUACUUUUGUGUCCCUGAGAACCCCUAACAACUGGAACCCCUAACAGUUUGAUAUUUAAGUUAAAAUCAGGUCCUUAAUUGCUCACCAGAUGUCUGCAUGGUUUUGGAGGUGCUUGGCCACCAGCUGCUGAGGUGGAUCAUUAAAUCAAACUACACUGGCCUCCCCCUGCCUUGUGUAAAGAGCAUCCUCAGACAGGUGCCGUGCACUAUUAAACUGAACUAUCUUCCUCCUCUCUCGUUACUGACUUUUCCUUUCUGUUGAUCAAAUAAUGUAAUUUUGCUUUUCACCGACUGAAGGUACAGAGACAAUGACUGCUUUUACAUUUCCUAUCACAGGUCCUGCAGGGUUUAGAUUACUUGCAUGCUAAAUGCAAAAUCAUUCACACAGACAUCAAGCCAGAAAACAUCCUCCUGAGAGUGAACGAGGCUUACAUUAAAAAGAUGGCAGCGAACACAAAGCUGUGGCAGUUGCCAUCGCCCUCUGAUUUCUCUCGCUCUUCAGGUUAGUGUUGCUCCUUCAGCGUUUAUUGAACCAAAUCAAUCAAAUUUAAGUGUUUAAUGCUGUGGCUUCUUAAAACGUUUUUUUUUUUGUUUAAAUGUUGUGAAUCUUUCCUCGACAAUGUUUUCACUUCUUGUCAGUGACCAGAAGCUCCAGAGAAAAACAGGUUUGUGAAUAAGAUCUUUUUUCACCUUUUCUUUAUUAUUUCUAUCAUUUAACAAAGAUGUGUUCACCAUCAUUAAGAUGUGGGUUUGAAAUGGCACUUUUAUGGUUUCUUAAGAGUUUGCCCAAUCUGUUGGGGAAGCUGACCGGGGUUUUCCACAGCAUUGGUGAAUGGGUAAGAUGAAUACUGUGAUCUGUUACUCAUUAAUAUUGGCUCCAAAACACAGAGGUUAAGCAGUAGGAUGAUGUUGCUGGUAUACGGUUCUGGGUGGGCCCACAGCUUUAAAGAGCUCUGCUGACUGUGUUUGAUAAACUCAUCGAUGACGCACAUUUAGGGAGCGACUGGACACGUAAUUAUUCCAAUAAUUACAUAUCUGCUGUUCCUGUCUUACCAUCAUAGUUCAGCUCUUAAAAAAUGUAAUUCCUUUCAUUCACUGUAUUUCAAGAUGAAGAAUAAGACGUAUUUGUUCAAUUCCUAAAAGGAAAUUAUUUUUUUCUCACUCAUUUAUUGAAUAUGCCACGCACACUUACAACACACGCAAACAUGCAAAAAUGAGACCUCAAUGACUCAAAGGGGCUGCACACAAAUAACAAAAGAACAGUUUCUUAUUGUGACACUGCAUGGGCAUUUGGUGUAAAGAUUUCCGUUUUACUGUAAUUAAUAUGUUCACAAGAAGAAAUGCUACAAGGUCAAAGGAAGGUCAUACUUUUUUAAUUUACUGAAACUGAGUUAAAGGCAACCAUGUCAGACAGGCCAGGUCAAGUCACAUUUGUUCAUAAAUCUUUGACAACUUAAUGAAUAUUUUUCAGACAAAUUAUACUUACUUCUUAUUUCCCACUGUUCCUCAUGACUGGCUGCAUUUCUGCAGUCCAGUAAGAUGUCCAGCAGCCCGAUGAAGCGGCUGACGAGGAAAGAUAAGAGUCGACGUGGACAGAAGAGUGUAUCUGAGAGCCACCAAAAGGACAAACUUCAGGUGUCAUUCUCCGAAGAUGUUGCUUCCUCUAGCAACCAAAGUUCCAAGCGCCACUCAAAGCUCACAGGCUUCGCUAACCUGGUGUUAAGAAGGCAGAGUCUGCUGUUUGAAGACAGAGAGGACUGUGCUCCAUACAACCAGAGGGACUCCAUGUGCUCAUGGCCAGACCUCAACACAGACGCACCAGUCAGCGGUUCCAGGUCUAUGUUGUUGCAUCAGACUGUGGACAAAAAGCUACCUCCACCUUCACCAUCCUCUUCUCAUGGUCAGUUUUAUGACAUUUGUGUUUACAGUUUUGCAAAAAUCUCUCGUGUGUAACUAUGCUAACAUUUACAAAGCGUAUGCUGGUGUAUUGUGAUGUAGCAUGAGAACACAAAAGGAUGAUACAGAACUAUUUUCUCAAAGUUCCCUUUUAAUGUUGUGGUUUUUUUUAGGGGUUGGUGACUCAGACGUACUUUUGGACCUGCUAAAGCCCCAAAAUGCUGAUAAAAUUCUCAUCAAGAUUGCUGACCUGGGCAAUGCCUGCUGGGUGGUGAGUAAAAGUGAUAAAAACCUCCCAAAAUAGAAUUAAAUGUUUUUAUUUACAAAGUGGUCACACUUACUAGGCUUGAUGGUGAAUAUACAACUGUCAUAUAAUUGCAGUAAAAUAAAUUUAAUGCUGAUUAACCUACAGUAAGUGUGAUUUACUGUGACCUAGUGGUGGUGUGUCAUUUUAUUACAAGUUUUAUUAUGUUUAGCGAAAUAGAUAGUGAAUUGAUAUUCUAAUGAUAGUUGUUUUGGUGCAUAAUUUGUAUGAUUUUAUUCUGUUUAACAUUAAACCUAUGAGCUGCAGCACUCGCAACAUUGACAAAGACAAAUUGAGCGGCACCAGACUUGUUAGUGAACGACCACCUACUUCAUCAACAGUACAUAUAGGGUCCCAGCCACAGCGCUAGCCACCAAACAUCUUUUUAACUUUGUCUAAUUUAUUGAGCAAAGAGACUAAACACAACUUACCUACGCUCUUCCAGCAGCCGCUUGUUUGUAGCGAGACCUCAGGCCAGUCCAUUAUGGACUAAAGCAGGGUGACGCAGCUCAAGGAAGAACAUUUAUGAUCAUUUCUUUAUCAUUUCCUUGAAGUAAAAAUCACCAUAUUAAUCAUUUUACACUGCAGACACGGUAGUUCUUCUGCCUUAGCAUCUCGGUCUGAUUGGAUUCCCAUGAAGUAAUGAUCAUAAAUGUUCUUCCUUGAGCUGCGUCACCCCGCUGUAGUCCGUAAUGGACUGGCCUGAGGUCUCGCUACAAACAAGCGGCUGCUUGAAGAGAGUGGGUGAGUUGUAUUUAGCCUCUUUGCUAAAGAAAUCAGGCAAAGUGAAAAACAUGUUUGAUGGCUAGUGCUGUGGCUGGGACCCUAUAUGUACUGUUGAUGAAGUUAAGUGCUGUUCUGAACAUUAUUUGUGGCUAUAGAGUGGCUUUUUGGUUGAGGUUUGUGUGUGGCCUCUUAGACCACUGUGUAUUGCUAUGGUGUGGUCGUUACUAAAGUUGGUAUGACUAGAGAAGCAAGCGGUCGGCAACAUUCAUCUCUCGAGGGGGUUUCUAACUCGAUGUUACGGUGUUUGACCCUAAAUUAAUUUUACACCGGAAUAUCCCUUUAAUAUCAGCAUGCAUCAGUGUGCUUGCAGGUUGUAUUUCUUGUUUUGGGUUGAUUUUUUUUGUCAUUUACACGGUAAAGUAUUUUUCAGCGUAACACUUUCUGUCUAGUUUUGUUUGUGGUGAUAUACACAGGUUAGUGUAAUAAUAGAACCUCAUUUCUUUCUGGUCACCAGCACAAACACUUCACUGAGGAUAUUCAGACGUGUCAGUAUCGCUCUGUGGAGGUUCUGAUUGGUGCUGAUUACAACACGCCGGCUGAUAUCUGGAGCACUGCCUGUAUGGUGAGCAGAGACCCUACAGAAGUUUAUCUCCUAUUUCAAAAAUGUGUUUCUAAAGUUUUACAGCCUUUUGUUCCUUUACUCCAGGCUUUUGAGCUUGCCACGGGGGACUAUCUGUUUGACCCUCAAGCAGGAACGACGUUUUCUCGUGAGGAAGGUUUGUGUUGUCGUCUACAUCCCACAUUUUUGUCCUUGCUUUGACUUAAGCUGCUUAGAACUAAAUGGUGCCUGCUUGUCUCCUCUCAGAUCACAUUGCCCAAAUCAUCGAGCUGCUGGGACACCUCCCAUCUCACUUUGCUCUCUCAGGGAGGAAUUCCAAGAAGUAUUUCAACAAUAAAGGUAAGGUGUACUUUUUUACAAGCAUAAUGUUAAACUCAUCAUACUGCCAGACUCAGACACAGUUUGUAACACUCGAUAAGCUUUUAUAAAUGUAUGAGUGUAUACCUUUACGUCUUAUUCUGGUCAGGGCAACUGCGACACAUCUCAAAGCUGAAGCCAUGGAGCUUGUUUGAGGUUCUGCUGGAUAAGCACGAGUGGCCGCGUGAGGAAGCUCUUCAGUUCAGCUCGUUUCUCUUGACCAUGCUGGAGCUGCUGCCAGAGCAAAGAGCCACAGCUGCCCAGUGCCUCAAACACCCCUGGAUCAACUCUUAA